Molecule: messenger RNA, 369 nt
Organism: Filobasidium floriforme
Lineage: Eukaryota; Fungi; Basidiomycota; Tremellomycetes; Filobasidiales; Filobasidiaceae
Exons: 3
Coding region: 1-369 (122 amino acids)
Cellular component (GO): cytosol
Molecular function (GO): protein-disulfide reductase [NAD(P)H] activity
Source: RefSeq, a predicted model, not a curated record
AUGCCCCUAUUUGAGACUCCCUACCCCCAGCUUCUCUCGAGCAUCUCCUCGCCAUCGUCUGACCAACCGGUCUACCUGAUCUUUUACUCGGACCCCGAUCCGUCCACCGGAAAGCUAUGGUGCCCGGACUGUAGAGAUGUUCAGGAGCCCGUCAAGGCGUUCUUCUCUGCCCCGGAGAGUCCCAAAGGGAUCGUAUUUUGGGUCGGACAGAGACCCGAAUGGAGAAGCCCCGAGAACCCAGCCAGGGUCAGGUGGAACGUGCACAACGUACCGACCAUCCUCAAGCUGAUGGAGGGAAAGGAGGUCGGGCGGUUGGUCGAAGGCGAGAUUCUGGAGAAAGGUCGACUCGCCGAGUUUACGAAGGCUUGA